Molecule: messenger RNA, 1347 nt
Organism: Anopheles moucheti
Lineage: Eukaryota; Metazoa; Arthropoda; Insecta; Diptera; Culicidae
Product: homeobox protein DLX-1
Exons: 3
Coding region: 1-1347 (448 amino acids)
Biological process (GO): cell differentiation; regulation of transcription by RNA polymerase II
Cellular component (GO): nucleus
Molecular function (GO): DNA-binding transcription factor activity, RNA polymerase II-specific; RNA polymerase II cis-regulatory region sequence-specific DNA binding
Source: RefSeq, a predicted model, not a curated record
AUGCUCCAGCAAGGAUAUUGCGAUCUAACACACGCGGACUUAUCAAGUGGUAGUGAAACGAACAAUAAUACACCGUUUUCGGUGAAGGACAUACUCAACAUGGUCGAAUCAGGUGCGGGUGUCAUGGAUGGCUAUCUAAACUGUCAAAUGGAAAGUGCUCCUAACCACUUCUCAUACACGCCUUACACCGGCUAUGAAGCUUCCUAUCAUCCACCGGAUCCGUACGGCAUGAUUUCCCAUGGAUACCUAUCGCAGGCACACCAUCACCAUGACCUCAACUAUGGAUCCUCCACGUACGAUUUUAGCUCGGCUCCUGUUCCUUCGACCGUCUUGCCACCACAUUUGCCUCCACCACACUACACGCACACCCAAUCCUACGGCUAUCACAACGCAACGCUCAGCUCGGCGGCCACCCUCUCAGCCCACUCGACUUCCAGUCCGGCGCUCAGUUCCGUGGCCAGCUCGGUAGGAUCCGAGCUGGAGCUAGGAGCUUACGGCAAUCCGGAAAAGCCCACGGCAAUGAGCGAACACGAACAUCCGUGCACUAGCUUUCUGCUGCAUGACGUAAGACCCACCCUGCUGGACACUAGCACUCCAUUGGAUAAUGCCUCGGACACGAGAAGUCCUCACGAUGGCAUCAAGGUGAAAGAGGAGUCCUUUUCAAGCGUUUCCACAUGCGUUACUUCGGAGCACGUGCAGGAGCUGGACAGUCUCUGUCAGCUGAACAACAACACCACCAUGGAGGAGGAUAUGUUGCAAAAAGAAUGCAGCACCCAACUCGUCACAUCGUCCCGCUGCGAGUUGCGCAAGAACGGUAAGCUGCGGGCAAAACGGAAGCCACGCAUUCUGUUCUCCCAGGGCCAGGUGUUGGAGCUCGAGCGAAGGUUUCGUCAGCAGCGCUACCUAUCGGCACCGGAACGCGAAACACUCGCCAGCAUCUUGAAGUUAACGCCAACGCAGGUGAAGAUAUGGUUUCAAAACCGUCGCUACAAAUCGAAACGCGUCCAGCUGGAGAGUGCGUCCACGCCCAAAUGUGACACAACAUCCGCGGCGACCGGUCCCAGAUGUCCUUCGGAUUCGGGAUCUAGCAGUAAGGAUUACGAUGAACUGUCGCUCGGAAUCGCGGUCGGAUCAGGCUCGGCACCUUAUGGAGGUGGGUUCCAAGGGCCAGUUUCGGCGAUAGGUUCCGCGAUGAGCUCGUCGAUCGGUGGAGGAUCAUCGACAGCAGCACCGCCACCUCCCUAUCCGACUUAUGGCCUCCAGUACUCCGACCAAUACGGCUCCACACCUCCACCUCCACCACCGCCAAAUCCGUACUACGAUCAAAAGGUUUCAUCCUACUGGUAG